AUGAGAUACUCACCCCGAAAUAUGGUGUUUGUUUGCAAGCGCCUUGUUAUUGAUGGGAAAUGGUUUAAUUCUCUGAAUGAUAAGAGGAUCGUGCUAUUUACUCUUCCACUUACCCAUGUUCACGAGGAUCGAGUAACGCUUGGUCCUAUUCGUGAAUCGCAGACGGCCCAAGAUGCAAAAGUUUCUGCGAACAGCACUGAAGUUGUUCGCGCCGAUGUUAUCAUCCUCGCCAACGGCUUCGAUACAUUGAACUGGUUCCAUCGUCUGGAAGUCAUUGGCCGCAAUAGUUCAGUCCCUCGAAGAAGUUUUCAAUGA
This is a messenger RNA of Pseudogymnoascus destructans, 315 nucleotides long. RefSeq lists its product as uncharacterized. The record is from RefSeq and is a predicted model, not a curated record. Bases 1 to 315 code for a protein of 104 amino acids. The transcript is spliced from 2 exons. NCBI's taxonomy places the organism in Eukaryota, Fungi, Ascomycota, Leotiomycetes, Thelebolales, Thelebolaceae.